UGUGCACCUUUCUCCGCCCCCGCCGGAGUCGGGCUCCACCCCUCUCGCGCCUCCUUUCGGAGGCUUCACCGCUCACGCCUUCCUGUUAGUCUGAGCUGGGAGAAGUUCACUCUGAUCAGCUGAUCCCAGUGACACUGGAGAGGAGGAAGCCUCGGAGCAGCUAAGGAAGAGGGGGGCGGAGAUGGAGAUGAGGAUGGAUCCUCCAGUGCCCUGAGGAACAGCCCCCGCCCCCGCCGACGUCCCGCGGCCCCCCAGACGUCACCUCGCCGCGGCAGGGCAGCUCUUUGGUAUCCUCUGUAAUACUGACUUGAGGUUGGAUCCUAUUGAAAAGCUCCUCCUGACCACUCUCUUUCAUCACUGAAACCUGUGGCGAAGGCUCACCCACUGAGCCACCUCUGUGAACCUAACAGACCUCUCUCUGCUAGCCAUAAAAGACACUUCCAGGUUAAUUUUGACCACCUAUUUUGCCUACACUUCAUGGAAAAUGAAACCAUCAAGCCAGGUAGAUCAACACUGCUGCUACUGAGUCAGUAAUCUGGAGGGCAAAAAAUUAAAAAUACAAUUAUCUGUGGGAAGAAGUAUAACUGGGCCCCCAAAUUAUAACUGGGCCCCCAAAAUUUCUUUAAGCUGUUGAGAAUCCUGUGGACGUUCUUGUUGCAGUCUUCAGGCUCAAGGCUCUUAUCAGCACUUCUGGGAAACAGCUUCAGUGACUGUUGGGUGGUGAGUGUCUCCAUCUCAAACUGAGUAUGAGUGCCCAGACUUUCCCUGCAGAGAAGGGCCUGAAUCCGGGACUUAUGUGCCAGGAAAGUUACGCCUGCAGCGGGUCAGACGAAGCUGUGUUUGAGUGUGAUGAGUGUUGCAGCCUUCAGUGUCUCCGCUGUGAGGAAGAGCUCCAUCGGCAGGAGCGCCUGAGAAACCAUGAGCGGAUAAGGCUGAAACCCGGUCACAUCCCUUACUGUGACCCCUGCAAGGGCUCCAACGGUGUUAGGCAGAGGGCAGCUGGGAGGUGCCAGACCUGCAAAAUCAACUUGUGCUUGGAGUGCCAGAAAAGGACUCAUUCUGGGGGCAAUAAAAGGAGACACCCAGUGACUGUGUACCAUGUCGCUAAGGCCCAGGAGUCACUGGAGGAGGAAGAGAUGGAUGAGGAGACCAAGAGGAAGAAGAUGACUGAGAAGGUUGUGAGUUUCCUCCUAGUAGAUGAAAAUGAAGAAAUUCAGGUAAUGAAUGAAGAGGACUUUAUUAGGAAAUUGGACUGCAAGCCUGAUCAGAAUCUGAAGGUGGUUUCCAUUUUUGGGAAUACUGGUGAUGGAAAAUCUCAUACUCUCAACCACACUUUCUUUUAUGGCCGUGAAGUCUUCAAAACCUCUCCUGCACAGGAGUCCUGCACCGUGGGAGUGUGGGCAGCAUAUGACCCGGUCCACAAAGUCGCAGUGAUAGACACGGAAGGGCUUUUGGGGGCCACGGUGAAUAUAAGCCAGAGAACACGACUGCUGCUUAAGGUCUUGGCCAUCUCAGAUCUGGUCAUCUAUCGAACUCACGCAGACCGACUCCAUAAUGACCUCUUCAAGUUCCUUGGGGACGCCUCAGAAGCGUAUCUGAAGCACUUCACUAAGGAGCUCAAGGCCACCACUGCCCGUUGUGGUCUGGAUGUCCCCUUAUCCACCCUGGGCCCUGCUGUCAUCAUUUUCCAUGAGACUGUACAUACACAGCUGCUGGGCUCUGAUCACCCCUCAGAGGUGCCAGAGAAGCUUAUCCAGGACCGGUUCCGGAAGCUGGGCCGUUUCCCUGAAGCCUUCAGUUCCAUUCACUACAAGGGAACAAGGACUUACAACCCUCCCACAGACUUCUCUGGGCUCCGACGAGCUUUGGAGCAGCAGCUGGAGAACAACACCACUCGUUCACCCCGGCACCCAGGGGUCAUCUUCAAAGCCCUAAAGGCACUGAGCGACCGCUUCAGCGGUGAGAUCCCGGAUGACCAGAUGGCGCACAGCUCUUUCUUUCCAGAUGAGUACUUUACCUGCUCCUCCUUGUGUCUCAGCUGUGGGGCCGGAUGCAAGAACAGCAUGAACCAUGGGAAGGAGGGAGUGCCUCAUGAAGCUAAGAGCCGCUGCAGAUAUUCUCACCAGUACGACAACCGCGUGUAUACCUGCAAGGCCUGCUACGAGAGAGGCAAGGAAGUCAGUGUAGUGCCCAAAACAUCUGCUUCCACCGACUCUCCCUGGAUGGGUCUUGCAAAAUAUGCCUGGUCUGGGUACGUGAUCGAAUGUCCCAACUGCGGCGUGGUCUACAGGAGCCGGCAGUACUGGUUUGGAAACCAAGACCCUGUGGACACAGUGGUGCGGACAGAGAUUGUGCAUGUGUGGCCUGGAACUGACGGAUUUUUGAAGGACAACAACAAUGCUGCCCAGCGCCUGUUGGAUGGGAUGAACUUCAUGGCUCAGUCAGUGUCCGAGCUCAGCCUUGGACCCACCAAGGCUGUCACUUCCUGGCUGACAGACCAGAUUGCCCCUGCCUACUGGAGGCCCAACUCCCAGAUUCUGAGCUGCAACAAAUGUGCAACAUCAUUUAAAGACAAUGACACGAAGCAUCACUGCAGGGCCUGUGGGGAGGGCUUCUGCGACAGCUGUUCGUCCAAGACCCGACCGGUGCCCGAGCGGGGCUGGGGCCCUGCACCUGUGCGUGUGUGUGACAACUGCUACGAAGCCAGAAGUGUCCAUUUAGAUUUUGCUGAAGUUCAGGUGGAUGACGAAGGGGGAACACUGAUUGCUCGGAAGGUGGGCGAGGCCGUGCAGAACACUCUGGGAGCCGUGGUGACAGCCAUUGACAUACCACUAGGUCUGGUGAAGGAUGCGGCCCGGCCAGCAUACUGGGUGCCUGACCACGAGAUCCUUCACUGUCACAACUGCCGGAAGGAGUUCAGUGUCAAGCUCUCCAAGCACCACUGUCGGGCCUGCGGACAGGGCUUCUGUGAUGAGUGCUCCCAUGACCGCCGGGCUGUCCCCUCUCGCGGCUGGGACCAUCCUGUCCGAGUCUGCUUUAACUGCAAUAAAAAGCCCGGUGACCUUUAACCCUAGCUCCCUUCCAAGUCCUUCACAAUUCCUUAGGUUCUCAGGGUUAGAAACCGAAAUCUCGUUGGGAUAGGCCCUCCUCCCGGUCAUCCAUCGUGGCAAGUGCUCUCUCUUCUGUUCAUCCCAGGCACCUUUCCCUCGUGAGGCUGGGGCAGAUGGCAAAGCCAGGGUGGGCCUGGCGACUGGCUUGGAGGGUUGAACCCUUGGGGCAGAGGGCCGAGCAGACUGUAGCAAAGGGGAAUGAACCUGAAUCCGUUGCAUUUAUUUCAGUUAAAGAUCAUAAAUAUAAAUAAAUAUAUAUAUCUCUCUCUC
This is a messenger RNA of Elephantulus edwardii (Cape elephant shrew), 3380 nucleotides long. RefSeq names its product zinc finger, FYVE domain containing 1 (gene ZFYVE1). Bases 747 to 3068 code for a protein of 773 amino acids. Lineage: Eukaryota; Metazoa; Chordata; Mammalia; Macroscelidea; Macroscelididae. Gene Ontology annotation, molecular function: metal ion binding. The record is from RefSeq and is a predicted model, not a curated record. The transcript has 12 exons.